AGUCAUUAGGAUGCAAAAAAACCUGCCUGACAAAAUGUCUGAACCCAGGGCUCCAGUUCAACUUUCUGGUCCGAUCUCUUAGCUACACGCCAGUUUCUGAAGACAAAAGAUUUGAAUCCCGAGUGAGAGCUGCUUCUGCUGAAGAUGAACAACUUCCAGCAACAAACGUUCAGGCCGGGGUUCCAUCCGCAAGGCAUGAUGGGUGGUCCAGGCAUGCAGCAACACCCGAGAAUGAUGGGAAAUCCUCAGCAGCAUCCAGGCAUGAUGGGACAGCAAGGCAUGAUGGGAGGACCGCAACAUAGGAUGGCUGGCCCAGGGAUGCAUCCGCAAGGCAUGAUGGGGGCUCAGCAACACAGGAUGGGUAUGCCUGGUCAGCAAGGCAUGAUGGGAGCCCAACACCCGAGAAUGGCAGGCCCUGUGGUGAGCCAGCAAGGCAUGAUGGGAGCUCAGCGUCCGAUGGUGAGUCAGCAAGGCAUGAUGGGAGCUCAGCGCCCUAUGGUGAGUCAGCAAGGCAUGAUGGGAGCUCAGCGCCCUGUGGUGACUCAGCAAGGCAUGAUGGGAGCUCAGCGCCUGGUGGUGAAUCAGCAAGGCAUGAUGGGAGCUCAGCGCCCGGUGGUGAAUCAGCAAGGCAUGAUGGGAGCCCAGCACCCGAGGAUGACAGGACCAGGAGUUUGUCAACCGGGCAUGAUGGGUAACCAGCAGCCAGGCAUGAUGGGUAACCAGCAGCCAGGCAUGAUGGGUAACCAGCAGCCAGGCAUGAUGGGUAACCAGCAGCAGAGAAUGCCCGGGGUGAGUCAGCAAAGCAUGAUGGGUCCUCGCGUCAAUCAACAGCUCAUGAUGCGAGGCCAGCAGCAAAGGAUGAUGGGCCAUGCAGUCAGCCAGCAGAGCAUGAUGGGAAUGCAGCAGCAAAGGAUGAUGGGUGUCAACCAACAGAGAUCAGUUGGACCAGGCCAGAUGCAGCAAGGCAUGAUGGGUGCUCAUCAGCACGGCCCAAAUAAUUUCCCACAGCAUGGCAUGAUGGGAACAACCGGCACGCAGCAGCAAAGGAUCAUGGUAACAAUCCUGCCUGAACACGGUGCGGUUGGGCCAGCUGGGUCACAGAGAAUUGUCGAGUCAGCCCACAACGUCACCGAGCGGCAAGUCAUUGAAAUAAACACUUCAAGCGACGUGUCAGUCAUGGACAGGAAACAAAAUGGCGCCUGCGCGCGUUCCAACAACGUCAACAUCGUCAUCAGCCCUCAGGAAGACAUGCCUCCUCGCUACGACGCCCCAAGUUCCACCGCAAACACGUCGGUCAGCCCCCGGGCAAGCACGCUCCGAACUUUGGUGGAGGUGCCCUUGUCAUUUGAUACAGAAGUGUCAUCAGAGAAACAGAAGUACACAAAAGACGUGGACCACAGACUCUUAAAACCCGACCUUGACCCUGGAGUAUUAAAAGACGGAGAUGUCGACUACAGAACGUUGGUUCCGAUAAGACCAGCAGAAGACAACGUCACAACCAUCCCUCAAACAACACCAGACAAACCAUCAACAAGUAAAGACAUUCCGUUAAAGCUUCUUGUGAAACUCAAACCUCUGAAGCCACUCCAGAAAGCCCAACCACUGGGAGAAACCAUAAAGACUGAACCUAAGACAGAGCCUGAGACUUCUUCACCAACUAAAGACGAUAAGGAACCUUCUAAACCAGGUUUGGUACCGGUUCCCAGCAAAGGAUCUGCAAAUAAAAGUAAGAUCACUCUCAAGUUGAUCGACAGAACAGCGAAACAGAAACGCACUGAACAGGACUCUAUACUUAGCGGCAUUCCAAACUUGCUAGAAAACAGCGUGCAAAGGCUCAGCCUCAGCAUGGAACCAACCCAGCAGGAAAUUCUUAGUGCGUUGGAAGAAGAUUGUGGUUGCAUGACACCGUUGUCAUCUGCAGUUGACGAAACCAUGACAGAGAGAACACCAGAGGUUUCAGGUAACAAGAGUAUCAACCUUAAAUGGCCGGUAAGUGCCCUAAGUACAGAAGACAGAAUGGAAACAAUGCUAGAAGAAGAUGUUGGAAGCAAGGUGUACUCUUCUCUGAGAGAAGAAAGUGACAUGUCAGUGACAUCACCUGAAGUAGUUAUUUCUGAACCUCCAACCACAAAGUCAGAAACAGUUGCAGACUCGGAUAACUUAUCCCUAGUUUCUGGGGAAGAAGCAACAGAACUUUCAGAGCGUCACAACUCCGAACAAAAUCAAGCCGAAUCGGAAGACAUUCUUGAAGCAAAUCGGCCCUUUCUGAACCAUUCUAAGGGUCCUCUCAAGUCGUUUUCACUGCAAGACAAGGAAGAAAGACAAGCAAGAGACGAUGAGCUUAUUCAGGCGUCUUUGGAUGCCAUGGUAGAGCCUUCGGAAGUACAGAACAUUGCCGUAUCUUUCAGAAAUCCUAUCGCGGAGGCUUUCGAACCCAACAAGCCUGGAUCACCGCUCUUGAGCUUGGCUUUGAAACUGACCAGGCUUCACAAGCGUAACGUCACGAAAAGCUACAACGGAAGGCAUCUCAGAAGGACUAUCAGUAUGAUAGAAGAAGGCAUGGAAGCACAUAGGAGCAGCGACACAGAAUUACAGCAACAAAAGAACAAGAGAGAACUAAGGCUGGUGAUAUGUCGAGUCUUUGCAAGGUCUGGAGAAAGUCAUCCAGAAUUGAAGGAGUGUCCUGCAGCUACCAGAGAUGCCUCAGAAAAAUCUCAAGACACAAGAACUGUCAUUGUCAGUGAAGAAGCAAUAAAGAAAGAAGAUGCAAUGCUUCCGAGUUGUUUUCAAGACACAGAACAACAGGGAGGUUUUGACUGUGAGGAUUUCACUCCUUUGAACAAUAAUUUGCCAGGAGUAAAAGAUACACAGCAUUCCAAGAAUGACAACCUUGACGAAAGCUCUACUACUACUAGUCCGAAAAGGAAAGCAUUCGAUGAUGUGGACCCCCCUCUGCCAAGAAAGGUGGCGCGUUCCAAUUCACCUGCAGUGUGCAGUAAUGCCAAGCUUGGAACAGUCCAUGUCAAACAAGAGGGGGGAACUAUCACGUCACUUUCCAACAGCACAAGGAAUCUCUUCAAUACGUUGUCAAGGUCCACAAAUUCUCAUACAGAUUCGCAAAGCAGGAAUUCCAACAACAGUAACAGCCAUACUGCAAUGUCAGGUGAAUUCUCAAACCUAAGGUUGAAACUGCAAAGUCUAAGCAGCUCCAUCGAUGUUUCUACGGUUCAUAACCCUGAAACCAGCACACAGAACAGCCAAGCUUCAGUGUCAAGGUCAUCAGAGGGGUCAGAGAUCAAAGGUCAAUGUAACAAGUGUAACAAACCUAUAAAAGCCAACAGUAAAAUGGAUCGUACCAAAUCCCCGGUGAAAGAGGAAGAACUUCAGUGUGACAUUCAGGCAGACUGUACAUUCAAAACAGGACCAACUAAAAGUAACUGCAAUAGAAGUGACUUACCUCAGGCUCAAGAAAAUUCUAAGAAAGGCAGCCAAGAGGCCAGGUUUAAGAACCAAGCAGAAGGUGUUGGGAGUACCCAGGUAGUCCCCAAAGUUGAGGAAAACAUUAGCAGCCAAAAUCUUCAUUCAACUUGUCAACAAAGCAGUCCAAGACUUUUUUUGCCUCGCAUUGACUCUACUGUCAAAAUAUACCCUGGUGUCACGGGUGCUUCUCAUUUUGCCCACAAGUCCCAAACACUUCAAUCAAACUCUAAAUCGCUACACUGCUAUGAUCAGAGCUAUAGGGCUGCUUCUGAACAUACAGACUUAAACUCUCCUAUUACUGAAAGCAAGGGAAGGUACAACAGUUUAAAAAAUGCGUCAGGAACACUCCAGAAUGAAAAUGGUGAACCAAGUACCUUCAGUGUGACUCUAAACAUCCCAAAGGUGCCAAGCGCGUCUCAACAGCUCACAAAAACUGUGCAGAACCUCCCAAAGGAAAGUCAGAGGCAUCAGACAGCUUGUAGCUCCCAAAGCAUUCCUGUUAUCCUUGGAAGAGAAGCAUCAGAAUCUCAGACUACCAAGACUGCGGUCUCGCCAGGCACUUCCCCGCAUGCCAAAACUUUUCCUUCGCAAAAAGAUGAACAUCACAAGAGUCCAAAGGCUCAGGGUAAGUUUUUCCGUGUGUGCCAGCCUCCUUGCAAGUUGAAAGAAGGUAGCAUGGCUUUUAAGACAUUGCAGGAAGAGAGCAAGAAUGGGGUACAAGGUGAACUAGUGGUGAAACAGGAGGAAGUCAAGAUGGAAACCUCGGAGGAACGUGAGGGAACAACAAACAGUGACGUCCGAAAAGUGGAGUUCUCAAAAACAGAUGUCAACCAAGAGGACCCCUCCAAAUGGCCACAGGGCAUCUCACUACAGGCCAUGAAGCAUGUUGUACUGGUGGACCUGGACUGUUGGCCACAAUUUUUCCAGUCACUACCUAAAGGCCUUGUACAGGACACGUUUGUGUGGGGAUUCCAGGAUGCAAAGACGUCGUGGAGGCCCCCUGUCUCCUGUGAGGAGUACUGCAGGCUGGGCAGGAAGAGACACUUCUACCUCCACCCUCCUUGUGCAUCAGCUGACUCGGCAAUCUGCAUGGUGGCAGGUAAACUGGAUAGUUACCUCCCCAGGCAUCUCCCCUUCACCAUCCUAUCAGGCCUCCAGGGGUUCACACAGCUUCAGCACAGGUGGAACAGGUGUAAGAGGAAAGCAAACCUCGUUGACCCCAACACUACAGAUCUUCACAACCUUCUACACCACAUCUUCUACACCCAGGACAACUCAAGAACCAUGUCUUGAUUUUUUUAGAAGGGUCUACAAGGCCGCACCUUUUAGUUUCCUUGUUUCUUAAACAUUUUUAAGUAUCUUUAGCAUGUCUUGACUUGUUUCUUUCACAUUUUAGAGUAAGAAGCACAGCUUAUGUUUUUGGAGUCUGCAAGGACAUUCCACUUCGUUUGUUUAUUAGACAUUUUCAAGUACAAAGCAUGUCUUUUUUUAUGAUGGUCUACAAGGUCUCAUCUCUUAGUUUUCUUGUUUCUUUGACAUUGUAUAUUAGAGUUAAAAGCAUAUCUUCAUUCUUUUUGGAAGGGUUUUCAAAACUGUACCACUUACUUUCCUUGUUUCGUAGACAUCAUAAAAUAAGAAGCAUGUCUUGAUUUUUUUAAGAAGGUUCUACAGGGCCACAUCACUUAGUUUCCUUGUUUCUUAGACAUUUAGAAGUAAGAAGCACAUCAUGAUUGUUUUAUUGGUCUACAAAGCCAUGACACUUA
Messenger RNA from Branchiostoma belcheri (Belcher's lancelet), 5243 nucleotides. RefSeq lists its product as uncharacterized. NCBI's taxonomy places the organism in Eukaryota, Metazoa, Chordata, Leptocardii, Amphioxiformes, Branchiostomatidae. Bases 145 to 4773 code for a protein of 1542 amino acids. The record is from RefSeq and is a predicted model, not a curated record. The transcript has 5 exons.